AGAGCAUCCAACUUGAUCAAUUGUACCCUCUAUCCAGAGAGAGAGAGAGCUCUCCUGCGGCUCAUCAACCUCGAAACAAGGGAACCCGUUUGUAGUUCUUGAAUUGAGUCUUCCUGCUACUUCGUUUCAAUUAGGCUCAAAUUCUCUCUCUCAUCGACGAGCGACGAGGACCGCGGUUGGUGAAGCCGUGAGGGCGCAAGAUCCCAUUUUCCUAGUGCAUGGUUGGCACCUGCCUUACGACCAGUCUUCCCUCAGGCCCGUCGAGGUACAUCGUAACCAAUUUGGAAGGAGGCCACAGACAACAACACAGAGUUACCCGUGCCUUACUUGUUACCAGCUUUUGGUAUUGCACCUACCCAUCUCCGACUCCUGGGCGAAUCGAGCAGACUUGAGAAGCCUCAGGAUAUUGAAUCUGAGAACCAACAUGAUGAACCGCGCGCUCUCCAUUCGCUCGUCAAACCGCUCGUCCAGCGGCACGGCCAACCCCACCUCCACCACCUCAAGCCACCAGUCGGGCGCCUCUCACCACCGUAAACUCUUCUCCUUCCACUCCCUGCGCGACGCAACCCAUCCGCCCCUCUCCAAGCGCCUCCACCGCCUGAUCAAGUCGGAAAACAUACUCGUGUCGGCUUACGAGACGGCCGCGCGCGAACGCAUCUCCAUCGCCACGCAGCUCUCGGAAUGGGGCGAGCAACGCCAGCAACCACAGCAGCAGCAGCAGCAUCCAGCAUCAUCUACCUCCCCACAGGACGGUAGCGGCGGAGGCGCGGGGGCCGAUCCGGCGGUGUCGGACAUCAGCGACAAGAUCGGCGUGCUGCUGUCGGAGCUGGGCGAGCAGGAGGAGGCGUACGCGGCGCGGCUGGACGAGAGCCGGGCGGCGCUCAAGGUGGUGCGCGACACGGAGCGCAGCGUGCAGCCGAGCCGGGACGGCAAGCACCGCGUCGCCGACGAGAUCCACCGGCUCAAGGCCCGCGAGCCCCAGAGCGCCCGGCUCGUCACGCUCGAGCAGGAGCUGGUCCGCGCCGAGGCGGAGAACCUGGUUGCCGAGGCGCAGCUGGGGAACGUGACCAGGCAGAAACUCAAGGAGGCGUAUACCCUCGACUUCCUCGCCACCAUCGAGCGGGCCGAGAAGCAAGCCAUCCUGGCGCGGCACGGCCUGAGGCUGUUGCAGCUGUUGAAUGACACGCCCGUAGUGCCCGGGGAUGUGCGGCCCCCGUAUACGCACGCGGCGCAGGCGAGACAGGUCCUGAACGAUGCCGAGGAUGACCUGCGGGAGUGGCGACUGGAUACCGGGUUUCUGGGCGACGAUGGGACCGUCGAUGUGGAGAGUGGCGGACAUGCGAUGCCCAGUGCCGAGGAGAAGGGGAAGCAGAAGGAGACGCCGCAGGAACAACAGAAGCUGGCAGAUCCGGGUGGCGUGGCCGAGACAAACAGGGAGAAUGUGCCAGAUGCGGAUGGUGGUAGUUUGGGCGGCCAAUAUUGAGGGCGAUUGGAGAUUAAAGAGAACAAAAUCAACGGAUAGGUAUGCGUUUGGUAUCGUUGGUGGUCGAUCACUUAAUACCUAAGGUGCUCAUGUUAUUCUCCUGACACACAGGGUGUCUUCUAUUUGCAAAGCAUAAAACAACACAAAUCAAGAAAGCACA
Molecule: messenger RNA, 1643 nt
Organism: Thermothelomyces thermophilus ATCC 42464
Lineage: Eukaryota; Fungi; Ascomycota; Sordariomycetes; Sordariales; Chaetomiaceae
Exons: 3
Coding region: 425-1483 (352 amino acids)
Biological process (GO): negative regulation of protein kinase activity; endocytosis; eisosome assembly
Cellular component (GO): eisosome filament; plasma membrane
Molecular function (GO): lipid binding
Source: RefSeq, a predicted model, not a curated record